AUAGGUUUUGAUGGAGUUGAGAUCCAUGGGGCUCAUGGUUACCUCGUUGACCAAUUUAUGAAAGAUGGAGUGAAUGAUCGAACAGACCAAUAUGGUGGAUCUCUUGAAAAUCGUUGCCGGUUUGCUUUGGAAGUAGUCGAAUCUGUUGCUAAUGAGAUAGGAGCGGACAGAGUUGGAAUAAGGCUAUCUCCUUUUGCAGACUAUAUGGAAUCUGGAGACUCUAAUCCAAAAGCAUUGGGACUUUACAUGGCGGAGUCUUUAAACAAAUAUGGGAUUCUUUAUUGCCAUAUGGUUGAGCCAAGAAUGAAGUCAGUUGAUGAAAUAGUUGAAUCCCCACAUAGUCUUCUGCCAAUGAGAAAGGCAUUUAGGGGUACUUUCCUUGUUGUUGGGGGUUAUAACAGGGAAGAUGGGAACAACGCUAUCGCUGAAAACCGUGCAGAUCUUGUUGUUUAUGGUCGUCCGUUUUUAGCCAAUCCAGAUUUGCCUAGGAGAUUUGAGCUCAAUGCUCCUCUCAACAAGCACAACAGAGAAACAUUCUACACAUUUGAUCCUGUUAUUGGUUAUACUGAUUAUCCAUUUCUUGAAGACACUGCAUAGGUUUGCAAAGGAGCCUAGGGGAAUUUAAAUUGUCUAAAUUUACCCCUCUUUUAAAUCCAAUGUAUUUUUAGGGCGUAUUCUAUUGUAUUGUACAAGAGCAAGAAAAACUCUUAAUAACUUCACAGCGCAAGAGUUGCACAUUUGGUGGAGCUGAUAUGCCUGAGUAAUAAUUUGAAAUGCCAUUUGGCUAUUACAUAUUGAGCACAAGAACA
This is a messenger RNA of Corylus avellana, 809 nucleotides long. The record is from RefSeq and is a predicted model, not a curated record. NCBI's taxonomy places the organism in Eukaryota, Viridiplantae, Streptophyta, Magnoliopsida, Fagales, Betulaceae.